AAUGAAUUCAAAAGAAGAGUUAGAGAAGGAGCUUCCUGCUAAGAAUGUGGACAUUGCAAAAGACAUUGACAAAAUUGAUGAGUUCUUCAACCUCCUAAAUAUGAUCAUUGGAGGGAAUGACAUCAACAACCCUGGGUUAGAUGGACUCUUGUCUAAAGUACUUGAGAGACAUGAAGGUGACUUUUUCAAUGCUUUCAACACCCAUAUUGCUAAAAUCAAAAAUGAGCUUGAACUACUUAAGAAGAAAGCAGAUGAUCAGGAAGAGAAAAUGAUCGAAGAUGACAGGAUUGUCAGCCUUACUAAUAAUCUAGCUUGGUUUAAAGAAGAGAGCCAAAGAUUGAAAGAGCAAAAGUUAAAAUAACGAAAAAGAGUUAUCCUUGCUUUCUGAGAAAAGUAAGAAAAUGAAAGAAAAUAAUAAUUAUCUUAAAGAGAAAGUCAAGUCUUCGAUGAGGCAACAGAAAUUACUCAUGAUAGCACUUGAUAGAAAGAGAGAGCUUGAUGAGGAGAUGAAUCAGCCUGAGAAUGACCAAGCUGAUGCUAAAAAUCAAGCUAACCUUUAUAAUGAAAUGAAGCUAGACAAUGAAGUUUCAAAAAUUAUUUACCAAGAUCCAGCUGAUAAUAAAAAGGUUAAAACAUCGAACAAGCAUUAUAAGAGUAUUGCAAAUCAAGAGUCUACAGAGUUUGCGACUGAUGAAAAGACCGCGAGGAUCUCUGUCAAGCGUCACUUUGAAUCAAUGGACCAGAACCUGCCAACGACUGAUAGCAGAGAAAUUGUACUAAACACCCAGACUGUCCCUGAUAAUUCUCUUCAAAAUGAAGAUCUUUCUAUCGUAAAACCUCACUUGGCCUCUACGAAGCAGGAGAAGGUGAACGAGGGGUUCAUUAACUUCAUUGGAGAGCUUAUGUCAACCAGUGCGAUCGAGGACCAAGAGAUCAUUACAGAAAUUGAAAAGCAGGUCCUAAUUGAGAAUAAAGACUUUGAAGAUGAACUAGGUGCUAUCAAGGAAGAGACCAAGUUCAUUGAUGAUGAAAUCAGAGAGCUUAAAUAAACAGAAAUACUGCGUAGUAUGGCCAGAUAAAGACGAAAAUGGGCAGCAAAAGGACCAAAUUAUUGACAAGAAUUUCUUGCAGGAAGAGUUUUUGGGUAUCUGCAAAGAUGUCAGAAAGGAAGUACUGAAAACGAAAUUUAUUAAUGGUCUCCCAUCGUUAGACACUCAGAUGGGCAUGAUUAACAAUCCUCAUAAUGCUUCAAUGAUGAAACAGGAUAAUAAUAUUCAAGGGAUUUUAGACCUUGUAGUGACUAAUGAUGACUUGAUGAAUAAAUUCUACGAUAUAAUAUUCAACUUUGACAACCAAGCAUUGAAGCUUCCGAGUGUUUCAAGAGACGAUAACAAAUCAAUCCAACAAAAGCUCAAGGGAGUAGACAUUCAAAUUGGAAAAAGAAAGUUUGCUGUAUUAACUAGUGACGCUAUGAAUGAAUCAGUCAAGAAGCCUAAUAUUAUGAACUUUGCAGGAGGAAUAGGAAAGAAAUCACACGGAGGAAAGUAUGACGGGCAUAAUCUUGAAAAAGCAGUAGAUAACAAAAUGAAGGUUACUUCUCAAUCUAUGAAGAAUGCUACCAGAGAGCAACCACCUGCUUCUGAAUAUGACCACAUUCAGCCAAAACUUCUCCCCAAGAAUAACUCAUCUACCAUGAUUGGAAAGUACAAGCAGACAAUGAGCCGAGCUAGACAGAAGUCUCGUCGUCCAAAUAUGGUAAUCAAGAAUGGAAAGCUCUUAAUUUCCAAGAGGAAAACCUAAAACUUAAAAGCCCAGAUUAUUCAAUUCUUUGUAAUUUCAUA
Molecule: messenger RNA, 1841 nt
Organism: Moneuplotes crassus
Lineage: Eukaryota; Ciliophora; Spirotrichea; Euplotida; Euplotidae
Source: the annotation of a GenBank genome assembly